UGCCCCGACCCCACUAACAUUUCCCGCUUUCCUACCCCUUGAACUCCCUUGAACUUACUCCAGCCAAGACAGAAUCAUCGAUGCUCGCCUCAUUGGAACAGGAGUUGCUAGGCAACCGUGUCCUUCGUACUGUCCAUACCAAUUGAUUCUAUUAACAUGACAAUUGAUGUACCUAAGUAGCCCAGAACGCUAGAAGAAUACCAUCAACAUGUCGGCGGCCAACAAUGAUACUCCCAUGACUCGGUUCCUGUUCGCCAUUUUGCGACAGAAGAACCUCAAGGACAUUGACUGGAACAGGGUCGCCCAUGAUCCAGUCCUUAGUCAGGAGAUCACCAACGGCCAUGCCGCUCGAAUGAGGUUUUCGCGCUUCCGAACCACCAUGCUAGGAACUGAAGUUGUCCGGCGCAAUCGAACUACUCAACCGAAAUCCCGAGUCUCGAAAGCCAAGAAGGAGCCAAGAAUGAAGAAAACAGAACUCGUCAAACUGGAACCCGCUCCGGAUUCACCAGUAUUCCGGGAACCAACUGAAACGCCCGCCCCGGAAAUCAAACAAGAGAAUUCUCCGUACAACUACAACCGAUUUACGCCACGUCUCACUCCCGGGCCUGGCCCGGGUCCGAGUCCAAUUGAGAAAGUAGUGCCCAAUACUCCCGCGAUGAUUCAACCUCGAUAUCUUACGCCAGCCAGCGAUAUCGACAUGUUUUCUCCUUCCCCAUCGCUCACACCUAGUCCUGUCGGCGAUAUGAUGAGUGCCCAUACCUCCUUCGACUUUCGCGGGUCACCUUGUCCUGAACGGCCCGACCCAAUGUGGUCAGCCGUUCCAUCGUACACGUCCUAUCCACCAAGUUAUUCGAUCGACGAUUACGGCAUGAGACCUUGCGACCACCCUCACAUGUAUCAGACUACGCACAUGCGCGCCGAUUUCACAAGCCUCUCGCCCUCGCCCGAAGCGGACUACGUUCAUAUAAAACGGGAGGAUGUGGGUCAAUACAAUUGAUGGACAGAAUGGGAAUAUGGUCGGGG
Molecule: messenger RNA, 1023 nt
Organism: Hypoxylon trugodes
Lineage: Eukaryota; Fungi; Ascomycota; Sordariomycetes; Xylariales; Hypoxylaceae
Exons: 3
Coding region: 209-997 (262 amino acids)
Source: RefSeq, a predicted model, not a curated record